This is a messenger RNA of Daldinia vernicosa, 483 nucleotides long. Its product is annotated as NAD(P)-binding protein. The coding region runs from base 1 to 483 and encodes 160 amino acids. The transcript has 2 exons. The record is from RefSeq and is a predicted model, not a curated record. Lineage: Eukaryota; Fungi; Ascomycota; Sordariomycetes; Xylariales; Hypoxylaceae.
AUGACUACCGAAACUACUGUCAGAACUUUCUUCAACUCCCCUCAAUUCGCCGUAGUGGGCGCGAGCACGAACCCCGCCAAGUUCGGCCAUAAGGUCUUCACCUGGUACCAUGCACACUCGCUCCCGGUAACGCCCAUCAACCCGGCGAGUGCUAGCAUAGAGACGCCUUUUGGCGUGCACCCGACCGUAAAGUCACUUGCAGACCUGCCCGAUCCGCAGCACACCUCGUUGUCGGUCAUCACGCCAGCACCCGUGACCCUAAACGUGCUAAAGGAAGCUAAGAAGCUCGGCAUCCCCGCCGUGUGGCUUCAGCCGGGCACCUGGGACGAUGCGGUGCUCAGCUAUGCGCGCGGUGGCGAGGAGGGAGCGGAAGAGGGUGGCUACGAGGGCGCCUUAGUCGCUGGGGACGGCGGCAGCGGCCACGGCGGCUGGUGCGUCCUCGUCGAUGGUGAGCGUGGCCUCAAAUCGGUAGGAAAAUUGUGA